This is a messenger RNA of Cyphellophora attinorum, 1581 nucleotides long. Its product is annotated as Vitamin B6 transporter TPN1. The record is from RefSeq and is a predicted model, not a curated record. NCBI's taxonomy places the organism in Eukaryota, Fungi, Ascomycota, Eurotiomycetes, Chaetothyriales, Cyphellophoraceae. Bases 1 to 1581 code for a protein of 526 amino acids. Gene Ontology annotation, cellular component: fungal-type vacuole membrane; plasma membrane. The transcript has 2 exons. Gene Ontology annotation, molecular function: transmembrane transporter activity. Gene Ontology annotation, biological process: transmembrane transport.
AUGUCGACAAAGCCUGAUCAGGAGGCCGCUGUCGAUAUGAACGAGGUGAAAGAAGACCAUAUCGGCUAUGUUGAGCCUACCACCCCUGCUGUCUCAGAUAUGAGGGAUGGCGAGCUCGGUGCUGCAGCCAAACCACUGCCCAAAUCCCUCCAGAAAUUACAGCAUGCAGAGCUCUGGCUGAACAACAAACUUGGCAUCGAACAGCAGGGCAUUGAGCUUCUUCGGGAAAGCGACAAACGGCCGCCAUCUUUAUGGAAUGCUUUUCUCAUCUGGAGCAGUCUCAACGUCCAUUUCGGACAGGUUCCUAUCGGACUGGUUGGCGCAGAAUUUGGUUUAUCUUUGGGCUGGAAUCUUGCGGCUAUCAUUGGUGGCAUUGCCGCUGGCGCGCUCUUGUCUGCGUUUUGCGCUACGCUGGGGCCAAAGCUUGGCCUCCGCCAAAUCGUCUCGUCUCGAUUCUCAUUCGGCAUAUGGGGCGCCCGGCUCUGUGCCGUAUUGAAUGUUAUAGUACUUGGCGGAUUCUCGAUCAUUGGCUCCAUAGUCACGGGCGGUAUUCUGGACGCUGUAUCCAACUACACAAUCGGCAUCGAGCUUGGCAUAAUUCUGGUUGCCAUUCUUGCAUACGUCGUUUCUUUCUUUGGCUUUCGCGUCAUCCAUCAAGUUGAGAAGUACUACUGGAUCUUCACCGCCAUACUGAUGUUUGUCCUCAUCGGCCAGUCAGCUUCAUACGUUGAUGCUUCGAUACCGACCUACGGCACUGACAGUUUGGCCAUCGCCGGCACAUUCUUGACGAUCUUUGCCGUCAAUGCCUCAGUCGGUGUUGGUUGGUCGACCAUGGCCUCGGACUACAUGAUCCAUUAUCAUGCCAGCACGCCGUCGUGGAAGAUCUACUUCAUCAAUUAUGCCGGCAUCGUUGUCUUCACUAGCUUCCCUACGAUCGUUGGCGCGCUGAUUGGCAACAUUGCUUUUGCGAAUCCCAACUCUAGCUUUGCGGCAGCCUAUGCCAGCCACGGCAUCGGUGGACUGCUCUUGGAGCUGUACCAUCCAGUGGGAUGGGCGAAAACCGCUAUGGUCCUUCUCUCAUUCUCCACCGUUGCUGGUGGGGCGGCUCUCAGCUACUCAUCUGGGCUCUCAUUGCAAUUGCUCAGUAGCUAUUCUCGGGCAGUGCCUCGAUUCAUCUGGAGUUUCCUGUGGGUACUCGUCACCACCAUCAUCGCUGUUGCCGGACGCAAUGACCUGUCGUCAUUUGUCACAAGUCUGAUCUCCAUAGUUGGCUACUGGAUCGUUCCAUUUGCGGUAAUCCUGCUGCUCGAAGACCAGGUCUUCCGUCGCCGCCGGGGCUAUGUCGUGGACGACUGGAAUACUCCUAGUAGGCUGCCGUGGGGCGUUGCCGCCGUAUUUGCUCUGCUGGCAGGCUAUCUCUGUGGCGGGCUACCAGGUAUGGCACAGACUUGGUUUGUUGGACCUGUCGCUGCGUACUUUGGACCGUAUGGCGGCGAUGUGGGCUUGUACAUGAGCGCUGCAAUCAGUGCAGUUGUGUAUCUGGCUGCACGUCCUAUUGAGAUGCAUUAUGCUGGGAGGUAG